GGUGGAGCCCGCGCCAGGGGCCGGGCCUCUCUAAACUCCCGCGGAGCUGGGUUGGGGGCUGGGUUGGGGGCGGCGGCCCGGCGCUGCGCCCUGGGAUUCUGGGGCAUCGGGAUUUAUAGCGCGCCCUCUGGGGUGGCGUCUGUAGCAGAGAGGCGUGUGGGAUCGGGAUGUCUGGGCUGCCGACGGACCCGGAGCAGAGAGCGCAGGAGCCGCGGCACGCUGGCUUCGUGCUGGGGCUGGACGUGGGCAGUUCUGUGAUCCGCUGCCACGUCUAUGACCGGGCGGCGCGUGUCUGCGGCUCCAGCGCGCAGAAGGUAGAAAAUCUUUAUCCUCAAAUUGGCUGGGUAGAAAUUGAUCCUGAUGUUCUUUGGAUUCAAUUUGUUGCCGUAAUAAAAGAAGCAGUCAAAGCUGCAGGAAUACAGAUGAAUCAAAUUGUUGGUCUUGGCAUUUCAACACAGAGAGGAACUUUUAUUACGUGGAACAAGAAAACAGGAAAUCAUUUUCACAACUUUAUAAGUUGGCAAGACUUAAGAGCUGCUGAACUUGUAAAAUCUUGGAAUAAUUCUCUUCUAAUGAAGAUAUUUCACAGUUCUUGCCGAGUGCUUCACUUUUUCACUAGAAGUAAACGACUUUUUGCAGCCAGUUUGUUCACUUUCACAACCCAGCAGACUUCUUUGAGAUUGGUCUGGAUUUUACAGAACCUGAUUGAGGUGCAAAAGGCAGUUGAAGAAGAAAAUUGCUGCUUCGGAACUGUUGAUACCUGGUUGUUGUAUAAGCUCACAAAAGGUUCUGUAUAUGCCACAGAUUUUUCAAAUGCUAGUACAACUGGACUUUUUGACCCAUAUAAGAUGUGUUGGAGUGGGAUAAUUACCUCUCUAAUUUCGAUACCACUUUCUCUCCUACCUCCCGUGAGGGACACAAGCCACAAUUUUGGAUCAGUGGAUGAAGAGAUAUUUGGUGUGCCUAUACCAAUAGUUGCCUUGGUUGCUGACCAGCAAUCAGCCAUGUUUGGAGAGUGCUGCUUCCAGACAGGUGAUGUGAAAUUAACCAUGGGAACUGGGACAUUUUUGGAUGUUAACACUGGAAAUAGCCUUCAACAGACUAUUGGAGGCUUUUAUCCAUUAAUUGGGUGGAAGAUUGGACAAGAAGUCGUAUGCUUAGCUGAAGGCAAUGCAGGAGACACUGGUACUGCCAUAAAAUGGGCUCAACAGUUAGACCUUUUCACAGAUGCUGCUGAGACUGAAAAAAUGGCCAAAAGUUUGGAGGAUUCUGAAGGAGUUUGUUUUGUUCCAUCUUUUAAUGGAUUACAGGCUCCAUUAAAUGACCCCUGGGCAUGUGCCUCUUUUAUGGGUUUGAAGCCUUCCACCAGUAAAUACCAUCUUGUACGAGCAAUAUUGGAGUCAAUAGCUUUCAGAAACAAACAGUUAUAUGAGAUGAUGAAGAAAGAGAUUCAUAUUCCUGUAACAAAAAUCCGGGCAGAUGGAGGAGUUUGUAAGAACGGUUUUGUCAUGCAGAUGACUUCAGACCUGAUUAAUGAGAAUAUAGACAGACCUGUGGACGUUGACAUGUCAUGCCUGGGUGCAGCUUCUCUAGCUGGCCUUGCUGUUGGGUUUUGGACUGACAAGGAGGAACUAAAGAAACUGAGACAAAGUGAAGUGGUUUUCAAGCCACAGAAGAAAUGUCAAGAAUAUGAAAUGAGUCUGGAAAACUGGGCCAAAGCAGUGAAACGCUCUAUGAAUUGGUAUAACAAGACAUAACACUAAAUGAAAUGAUCAAAACUAUAGAUGACUGGUUUAUGUGACGUGCAGAUGAGAUGAAGCUCAGGGAUAACCAAUAUGACAAUGACUAAGAGGAGAAAAUGUUAAAUAAGCUUCAUAACUUAAGAAGCAUUGCUUUUAAAAAACUCUUACUUUUUUCCCUAAAUCAUGGUAAGGCAGCAAUACCUCAAAACUUUAUAUCUUCUAUUUUGUAAUAAAUUCUAAGGGACAUUAGUCAUUUCCAACCAUAUUUUGACAGUUGUGGGUCCUCUUCCUUUUUAUACUGGGUCAAUGGUACAGAGGAACAUAAUGAUUUACCUUCCAAGCUAAUAGUUCUGGGUCAAUCACCAUGCACAUAUUGUUCCAAAAUUACGUGAAAUGUAUUUAUUUAAUUCUUUAAAUUUAAGUGGGCUAUUUGAAGUACAUAUAGCUAAAAAGAAAGAAUAACUGAGAAAAUGUGGAAUUUUGAAACAUUAAUAUUUUAUGUUUAAAGCCAUAAUUUUCUAAUAUUAUAUCCAAAUAUGAGCUUAAUAUGUCCCUCUCAGAUAAGCUUAUGAGUUAGUUAAUGCUUUCCUUUACUGAUCUUAAAGACACUGCCUUAAUUUUUCCUUGUUCAACCAAAAUCUGAGCAUUCUUUCUAUGUUGAAAACACUGAAAAACUAAUUUUAGUUAAUGAACUAAAAAGAAUAUUGAUUUUUAAGAAACAGAAAAAUGCUACUUAUUUUCCUUCUCAAAUAAUAUUUCUUUCAAAAACUUCUGACUGAAGUAUAACAUGCUGGUAGUUAACAUAAAUCUUGCCUUUCUCUUGUUCUUUAUCUUUCUUCGUUGUUUAGAUGCUUGUAUUAAUGUCUUUUGUUUUUAUUAAGUGCCUAAUUGACAGAGCUUAAUUUGAAGAAAGUGCCCUAAUUUAUUGACCACUUAA
This is a messenger RNA of Cercocebus atys (sooty mangabey), 2679 nucleotides long. RefSeq names its product glycerol kinase 5 (putative) (gene GK5). Gene Ontology annotation, molecular function: glycerol kinase activity. The record is from RefSeq and is a predicted model, not a curated record. Lineage: Eukaryota; Metazoa; Chordata; Mammalia; Primates; Cercopithecidae. The coding region runs from base 168 to 1757 and encodes 529 amino acids. Gene Ontology annotation, cellular component: mitochondrion. The transcript is spliced from 16 exons. Gene Ontology annotation, biological process: glycerol metabolic process; glycerol-3-phosphate biosynthetic process; triglyceride metabolic process.